ACGGUUUAAGAGGAGGAACACUCCCUCGCGACAUUGGUUACUCGGUUACGGCGUCAGUUACUGUUGAACCAUCGUAACGUGAACAACUUUCUACGAACGAGUUUAAUCCCGACUCGAUUCAAAACACAUAAAUAAAAAUGGUUAACAUUACGAGGCUUACUAUCAUCAAGUUCUUUGAACUUAUCUUGGUAUGCGUUCUUAUCGGAUUGCAUUAUAAUUCCUUUAACGCGGGAGAUCAGCAUACAGCUAUGAUCACAAUGGGUACCUUUGGUGGAUACCUCAUUAUUCUAGUUGGUUUGUUUGCUGGCAGUAUAAUGGCAACUCCGGUCAACCGACGUGUGGACCUUUUCUUCUCGUUGAUUGGUUGCGCUUUAUUCAUAACUGCUGGUGCUUUGAAUAUCAAACAUUUCGAUCAAUUUGCUUAUAAAUCCUCUUUUCGUGAUACAGGCUUAGCAAAAGGAUCCAUUAGUAUCAUUCAAGGUGUACUUUUCCUCGUUGAUGCUUUCCUUACGUUUAAAGGAGAAGCUUAAAAAAUAAAAAAAGAUCAAAAAAAGUACAAACAUCUUUCAACAUUAUCGAGGGACUCUACAUAGUCGGCAUUCAAUGAUUUUUAAUAAUAAAUGCUGACAUAUUUCAUUUUUUUAAUUAAGAAGUGUUAUCGAUGUUACAUUUUACUGCCAAAGAAAGCUGACUCUCUCUCUCUCUCUCUCUCUCUUUCUUUUUUUUCAUUUUUUUUUAUUUUUUAUUUAUAUGUAUAUUUAUAUUUAUAUAUAUAUAUAUAUAUAUAUACAUAUUCAAUAAUUUGCGUUUCACAAAAUGAAAACGUCAAGAAACGAAACUACGCUUAUUAUUAAAUCACAAAUAAAAAAUAGGCUAGAGGUCGGACGAAAUAUAUUUAAAGUACAAAAGAAAUAACAAAAAAAAAAACAAAAAGAAUAUAUAAAAUCCAUUUAUUUUUGCUAUUAACAAUUAUUCAACAUUAUUUACUUCGUGAAAUUGUCAAUAUAAUAUAUAAAUAUAUAAAAAUAAAAGAGGAAUUCAAAAUUUAUAUGACACGUAACAUCCUUUCUAUGUAAAAAAUGAAAAACCUUGAUUACAAUACUGAUUUAUAUCUUAUUGCAAUUUACAGUACAGUUUUUUAUAGAGAAAAAGAAGAUUACAGAUUUAUAUUGAGAUAUUUAUACAGAAAAAAAAUAUUAUUUUUACCCAAAUUUUGAGCGUCAAUCUCUUUUUUUUAGAAAUAAGUUUAGCGGAUAAAAAUGAAUUCUUAUUGUCACAAAUUACAUGUUCGAUAAUUAUAAUACACCCUAAUCACAUUCUAGGACAUAAGUGUGUCGUUUUAUAAAAACAAAUUACACGUAAUUUUGAUACACAUAUUGCUAAUGUAAAAAAAGAAAAUAUCAUACAUA
Messenger RNA from Polistes dominula (European paper wasp), 1409 nucleotides. RefSeq names its product Snakeskin. Gene Ontology annotation, cellular component: plasma membrane. Gene Ontology annotation, biological process: septate junction assembly. NCBI's taxonomy places the organism in Eukaryota, Metazoa, Arthropoda, Insecta, Hymenoptera, Vespidae. The record is from RefSeq and is a predicted model, not a curated record.